AUGUAUCGACAGAUCCUACUCCACCCGAAUGACCGCCCAUACCAGCGUAUUCUGUGGCGCUAUAAACCAGAAGAUCCCGUUUCGACGUAUGAGCUGCAAACCGUGACGUAUGGCUUUACGUCUUCUCCGUUCUUGGCGACCCGUACGCUGAUUCAAGUUGCAACUGACAACAAAGAAAAGUAUCCAGGAGCCGCUGCAACAUUCCGGAGUGAUUUUUAUGUGGAUGACCUACUAUCUGGUGCGGACACAGUAGAAUCCGCAAUCCAACUCAGACGUGACCUGUCGGCGAUGCUGGCUGAAGCUGGUUUCCCGUUGAAAAAGUGGGCGUCGAACACACCCGAAGUUCUUGUCGGAGUACCCCCAGAGGAUUUAGCCGUUGCUCCAGUUGUAGAUCUCCACGAUGAGCCAUCGGUUUCUACCUUAGGACUCACCUGGGAACCGAGGAAUGACACCUUUCGCUUUAAAGUACAGAUGCCACUUCCCGCUUCCGUGCUAACAAAAAGAUUGAUUAUGUCGUAUAUUGCCAGAAUAUUCGACCCACUAGGGUUAGUAGGCCCUAUCAUUACGGUUGCCAAGCUGUUCAUGCAGCGCCUGUGGGCAUUGAAAAUGCAUGAUGGCAAUUCUUACGAAUGGGAUCGUCCGCUUCCUUCUCGACUGCAGUCAGAAUGGAAGCAAUUCCAUGGAACAUUAGACGUCAUCACUAAUGUUCGUAUACCACGCUUUGUAUCCUUGGUCAACGCGGCGACUAUCCAACUUCAUUUCUUCUCCGAUGCGUCGGAAAAGGCUUACGGAGCCUGCUGCUACGUGCGAUCUGAAUCCGCUGGAAUAGUUCGGGUUCACCUGUUGACGUCGAAAUCCAAAGUAGUUCAUUUAUCGAAACCGCAAACUAUUCCCCGUUUGGAGUUGUGCGCCGCUAGUUUAUCCGCUAGCCUGUUCAAGAAGGUAGAACAUUCGCUGAAGAUAUCGCACAGUGCACAAGUUUAUUUCUGGACAGACUCGUUGACCGUCCUCCAGUGGCUACGCUGCAGUCCCUCUCGUUGGAAAACCUUCGUAGCCAAUCGAGUGUCGUCGAUUCAGGCUACCACCGAAGCCUACACCUGGAAUCACGUUGCAGGGAUGUGUAAUCCAGCUGACGCUAUAUCCCGGGGCGUAAAUCCAUCCGAAAUUCUUGAUCAUCCGCUCUGGUGGCACGGUCCUCAGUGGUUAUCCCUGCCACCAACACAAUGGCCUGUCACAGACCUACCAGCUCCGAAUCCUAUCGUAAUGCCAGAAGCACGAAGUAACGUCGUCGCCAUACCGGUAGUAAGUACCGACAAGCCCUUCGCUGAGGAACUCUUUAGUCGAUUCUCCAGCUUUACAAAACUUCGCCGUACCAUCGCAUACUGCAUGCGAUAUUUUCGCGCACUUCGAGCGUGCAAACAACAAACCAAACUAGAUCCAUUUGAAACGUUAUCCACCGUUGAUCUGCAAGAAGCAGAUAUAGCAUUAUGUCGCCUGGCACAGCGUGAAAUGUUCCCGAAUGAAUUAGCAAACCUCAGUUCAAACAAACGUGUUUCACAAUCUUCACCACUAACAUGGUUAAAUCCAAUCCUGACUAAAGAAGGCAUCAUACGGGUUGGUGGUAGACUCAGUAAUGCCAAUAUUCCAGACGACGCCAAGCACCCGAUUGUACUCCGAGCAAACCACAGAUUGUCAAUGCUUAUAGUUGAAUUCUACCAUCGAAGUCUACUACAUGCCGGCCCGCAGCUGACUCUUGCCACGAUCCGCCAAAGGUUUUGGCUUCUAAAUGGUCGCAAUCUUGUCCGACGUGUGUAUCACCAGUGUCAUACCUGCUUCCGAUGUAGGCCAACGUUAGUACAACAAAGUAUGGCCGACUUGCCGUCAUCCCGAGUGACGCCCGCCAGACCAUUCUCCGUUAGCGGGAUCGAUUAUUGUGGCCCCGUAUACUUGAAAUCACCAGUCCGAAAUCGAGCUCCAGUGAAAGCAUAUAUUGCCAUUUUUGUGUGCUUUGCGACACGUGCCGUACACAUUGAACUCGUCUCCGAUCUGUCCACCCAAGCGUUUUUAGCCGCUCUACGCCGUUUCGUUGCCCGGCGUGGUAAACCGUGUGAGAUUCACAGCGACAACGGCACCGCAUUUAAGGGAGCAGCAAAUGAACUUCAUCGAAUCUUCGAGAUGUGGAAGGUUAAUCUGAAAGACCGAAGGCAAUUGGUCCUUCGAACCGGAUCGGAGGGACCCCCGACCAGAAGGACCCGCGCAGUGAGUACACCAGUUCAUUUUGUGGCAAAGUGA
Molecule: messenger RNA, 2292 nt
Organism: Sabethes cyaneus
Lineage: Eukaryota; Metazoa; Arthropoda; Insecta; Diptera; Culicidae
Exons: 1
Coding region: 1-2292 (763 amino acids)
Biological process (GO): DNA integration
Molecular function (GO): nucleic acid binding
Source: RefSeq, a predicted model, not a curated record